Molecule: messenger RNA, 1853 nt
Organism: Haliotis rufescens (red abalone)
Lineage: Eukaryota; Metazoa; Mollusca; Gastropoda; Lepetellida; Haliotidae
Product: extensin-like
Exons: 1
Source: RefSeq, a predicted model, not a curated record
CAUUCCUUCCUCCUCCUUCUCCUCUACCAAACCAACCAUUCCUCUUCCCCUACCAUACCCAUCCCUUCCUCCUCCUCUUCCAAACCCACCCAUUCCUCCUCCUCUACCAUACCAUCCCUUCACCCUCCUCUUCCAUACCCAUCCUUACCUCCUCCUCCAAUGCCAUACCUGUACCUUCCUCCUCUACCAAACCCAUCCCUUCACCCUACUCUUCCACACCAAUCCCUUCCUCUUCCUAUUCCAUACCCAUCCCUUCAUCCUCCUCUUCCAAACCCAUCCGUUUCUCCUCCUCCAAUGCCAUACUCAUCCCUUCAUCCUUCUCUUCCAUACCCAUCCCUUCACCCCUCUACAAUAUCCAUCCCUUCCUCCUCCUCUACCAAACCCAUCCCUUCACCCCCCUCUACAAUAUCCAUCAUUUCCUCCUCCUCCACUACCAUACCCACCCACCCUCCUCCAAUGCCAUAUCCAUACCUUCCUCCUCCUCUACCAUACCCAUCCCUUCCUCCUCCUCUACCAUACCCAUCCCUUCCUCCUCCUCUUCCAAACCCAUCCCUUACUCCUCCUCUACCAUACCACCUCUCCACCCUCCUCUUCCAUACACAUCCCUUCCUCCUCCUCAAAUGCCAUAACAUUACCUUCUACCUCCUCUUCCAUACCCAUCCCUUCAAUCUCCUCUACAAUAUCCAUAACUUCCUCCUCCUCUACCAAACCCAUACCUUCCUCCUCUACCAUACCCAUCCCUUCCUCCUCCUCUACCAUACCCAUUCCUUCAACCCCCUCUACCAUACCCAUCCCUUCCUCCCCCUCUUCCAUACCAUCCCUUCACCCUCCUCUUCCAUACCAAACCCUUCCUCCUCCUCCAAUGCCAUACCCAUCCCUUCAUCCUUCUCUUCCAUACCCAUCCCUUCACCCCCUCUACAAUAUCCAUCCCUUCCUCCUCCUCUACCAAAUCCAUCCCUUCACCCCCCUCUACAAUAUCCAUCAUUUACUCCUCCUCCAAUGCCAUACCCACCCACCCUCCUCCAAGGCCGUACCCAUACCUUCCUCCUCCUCUACCAUACCCAUCCCUUCCUCCUCCUCUACCAUACCCAUCCCUUCCUCCUCCUCUUCCAAACCCAUCCCUUACUCCUCCUCUACCAUACCACCUCUCCACCCUCCUCUUCCAUACACAUCCCUUCCUCCUCCUCCAAUGCCAUAACAUUACCUUCUACCUCCUCUUCCAAACCCAACCCCUUCAUUCUCCUCUACAAUAUCCAUAAUUUCCUCCUCCUCUACCAAACCCACACCUUCCUCCUCUACCAUACCCAUCCCUUCCUCCUCCUCUACCAUACCAAUUCCUUCAACCCCCUCUACCAUACCCAUCCCUUCCUCCCCCACUUCCAUACCCAUCCCUUCCACCUCCUCCAAUGCCAUACCCAUACCUUCCUCCUCCUCUACCAUACCCAUCCCUUCCUCCUCCUCAACCAUACUCAUCCCUUCACACUACUCUUCCACACCAAUCCAUUUCUUUUCCUAUUCCAUACCCAUCCCUUCAUCCUCCUCUUCCAAACCCAUCCGUUCCUCCUCCUCCAAUGCCAUACCCAUCCCUUCAUCCUUCUCUUCCAUACCCAUCCCUUCCUCCUCUACUAUACCCAUCCCUUCAUCCUCCUCUGCCAUACCUAUCCCUUCAUCCCCCUCCACCAUACCCUUCCCUUACUCCUCCUCCUCCUCCUCUACCAUACCCAUCCCUUCCUCCACCUCUACCAUACCCAUCCCUUCAUCAUCCUCUAACAUAACCACCCCUUCAUCCUCCUAUACCAUACCCAUCCCUUCCUCCUCCUCCUCCUCUACCGGGAUCAGGUGUUUGAUACAUG